UGCCCCUUCCCCAGAGCCGGGCUGAGUCCCCGCCGCCGGCUGCGCUCCGCGGGGCCGCUGCCCCUCCGACAAAGGAGGUGGAGAAGCAGAGGCGGGGGGACGGCGAGGAGGAGGGGAGGGGGACGCGGCCGCUCCGUCCGGAUGCUGUGAGCCCCCGCUUCGCCCGGCAGCGCGGAGGGAAGCCGAGGAGCAGCCGCGGCGCUCCGCCACCAUGGGCUGCUGCACGGGGCGCUGCACGCUCAUCUUCCUCUGCUCGCUGCAGCUGCUGGCAGCAUUAGAGAGACAGAUCUUCGACUUCCUUGGUUUCCAAUGGGCUCCUAUCCUUGGCAAUUUCUUACAAAUAAUAGUAGUAAUUUUGGGUUUAUUUGGAACCAUCCAGUUUAGGCCUCGAUAUAUAGUUGUGUACACGGUGUGGACUGCCCUGUGGGUCACCUGGAAUGUUUUCAUUAUCUGCUUCUAUUUGGAAGUAGGCGGACUCUCUAAGGAAACUGAUCUCAUGACCUUUAACAUUUCAAUGCACCGUUCUUGGUGGCGAGAGCAUGGGCCUGGCUGCAUACGAAGGGUGGUGCGUCCUUCUUCUCCUGGCAUCCUAGAUGAUUACUCCUAUGUCUCUGUGACAGGCUGCAUAAUUGAUUUCCAGUACCUAGAGGUCAUUCACAGCGCUAUCCAAAUACUCCUCUCCCUGAUUGGAUUUGUGUAUGCCUGUUACGUGAUCAGUAUUUUCAUGGAGGAAGAGGACAGCUUUGAUUUUAUAGGCGGACUUGACACAUACUCCUACCGACAGCCCCCCCAGGAACAUGUUGAGUUAAAGCCUGUAAAGCCUGUCGAACUAAAUAAUGAACUCAAGACUUCUGCUGUUGUAGCUGAAGAAACAGAUGUUAGAAGAAAAGACCAACCUUGUGACUCAUUGUUCUGGAAGAAACGCAUCGUCCGUUUCUCACAGCGUGUGGAUUGUUCUUCCCACAGGCUCAGUGUCAUUAUCAGCGUUGUUAUUUGGUAGAUCCUUGUAGAUGAUCUUGAAUUUUUGAAUGAUUUACUUAUAUGGACACUUGUAAAUUGUAAAUUUUUUCUUUUUUAAUUUUAAUAUUUUUACAACAUUUAAUGUUAAGGCAUGAAAACAAAACCUGUGAAAACUAUGAGAAGGAUGCAUCUUUCUCAAGGAAGUCAGUAUUUUUUAACUGAUAGAAUCAUACUGUGCCUGGUAAAAAUCGUGUCAGUGAUUUGGACUCCAAAAAAUACAGCGGGAGUUAAAUCCUAAUGGUGCAGAGGAGCUCAUUUCAGUGCUGUAUUUUGAAAUUCACAGUAUUCAUUGCUUGUUUUUUUUUUUUUUUUU
Molecule: messenger RNA, 1333 nt
Organism: Phasianus colchicus (ring-necked pheasant)
Lineage: Eukaryota; Metazoa; Chordata; Aves; Galliformes; Phasianidae
Source: RefSeq, a predicted model, not a curated record